This is a messenger RNA of Plasmodium reichenowi, 999 nucleotides long. RefSeq lists its product as hypothetical. Bases 1 to 999 code for a protein of 332 amino acids. The record is from RefSeq and is a predicted model, not a curated record. The transcript has 3 exons. NCBI's taxonomy places the organism in Eukaryota, Apicomplexa, Aconoidasida, Haemosporida, Plasmodiidae.
AUGUCGCUAAAAAACAAAGUGCAAGUGAAUGAUUUAAAUAAGACAAUUUUUAAAGAAAAUUACAAAAUGAAAAGGAGUACCAAAGAAGUAGAACUAAUGGAAACUAUAGAAAAUUUGAGUGAUGAUAUAGGAUCCAAUAAUUUUUCUUAUGAUAGUAAUGACAGCUCAAAAAUACAUAAUAGGAAAAAUAAUGAUAAAAGUAUUGAUAUGAACAAAAAAGAUAAUAUAAAAAAUCAUAAUAAACAAAAAAAUGCUCCUAAUUAUAAUAAAAACAAACAAGAGUAUUAUUCCAAUGUACCUCAAAUAUAUGAAACAUAUGAUACCACACCAAAAGAUGAAAGUGAAUUAAGAUCCUCGGAUAACAAUGGGGGUGAAGAAAAUAGUUUUCUUGCUAAUACUAUAGCUGUUGUGUAUAUUAUUAUAGCAAUAGUUAUUAUCUUGCACUUGUAUUUAAACGAAGAGCAUGUCGUAAUAAAAACCAUUACUUUAUUAAAAUUAAAAUUUGUUGAUUUAAUAAAGAGAAUACCAGUAUUCAAAAAUGUUAUGAGAACUGUGUCUGUAACAAAUAGCAAAAUUAACGGUUUCCUAGAUAUGACGAUGACUCAUUCAAAAAUUUUGAAACCCUAUAUGGAAGCUUUAAAAGAACUCAAUACCGAAUUUUCCAUAUUAUUUAUCAUAUUAAUAUUAAUGUUUUUAACUGCGACAUGCAUACUUCAUGUAGUUUAUGGUAUCUUUACGAUGAAGAAUGAAAAAGACAUGUACGAAAAGAACAGUGUAGUUUAUGUAACGAAUAAAAUGACAGUAGACGAAUAUGAAGAUAGAUCUUUUACUUACAGUGAACUUGCUAAAUUACAUGAUGAUAAAGAUUAUAUUUGUUUAAAAAAUAAAAGAGCAGGUGAAGGUAUGGAAUCAUGGAAUUGGCAAAUAAGAAAAAAUAAAUAUAAUGCAUAUGAUAAAGAUAUUUGCAGUGAUAUUGAACUUACAGAUAUAGAUAAUUAA